CUGCAAAAUUCACGUCAUCGACUCAUAUGUUUAGUGUUUUGAAAAGUAGGAAAAAUAUUAUUUGUCCACGUAUUAGGAACACUCGAUUUGAAUAAGUAAUUCAGGAUUUUGGUCGAUUUGUCCUGGAUUUAUCCGUGAAAGUUGUAAAACAUGGCUGGAAUCCGCGAGAAGCAGAUAGCCACCCUGAGGCAAAUGCUGAAUUUAAACCAGCCCAUUUCAAAGUCGACCGUAAAUGAGCCUACGUGGAAAAUUUUGAUCUACGACAGGUUUGGCCAGGACAUAAUUUCUCCUCUAAUUUCGGUUCGAGAACUAAGAGAGCUAGGCGUAACCCUUCAUGUCCAACUUCAUUCUGAUCGAGACCCGAUUCCUGACGUCCCUGCUGUUUAUUUUUGCAUGCCUUCAGAAGAAAACCUGGGCCGGAUCGGCCAAGACUUGCAAAAUGGACUGUAUGACACCUACCACCUGAACUUUAUUUCCCCUAUUUCGAGGCAGAGACUGGAAGACUUGGCCGCGGCAGCCCUCCACGCAAACUGUGUCACAAGUGUCCAUAAAGUUUUUGAUCAGUAUCUCAACUUCAUUUCCUUAGAAGAUGACAUGUUCAUUUUGAAGCACCAAAACAGCGAUGCCAUUUCCUACUAUUCAAUAAACAAGGGGGAAAUGAAGGACACAGACAUGGAUGCAAUAAUGGACAACAUCGUGGACAGCUUGUUUUGCGUCUUUGCAACCUUGGGCGCCGUCCCUAUAAUUAGGAGUCCAAGAGGCAACGCAGCCGAGAUGGUUGCUGAAAAACUGGAUAAAAAGCUGAGAGAGAACUUGCGGGACACUAGAAACAGCUUGUUUAUCAUGGAAGCCGGUCAGGCUUCGCACUACAGUUUUCAGAGACCUCUCCUCAUCGUGUUGGACCGAAAUGUGGACAUGGCCACCCCGCUGCACCACACCUGGACAUACCAAGCGCUCGCACACGAUGUGUUAGACCUGUCACUUAACAGGGUGGUGGUCGAAGAGAACGCCGGAAGGUCGCCUAGUGGCGGUACCAAAGUGAAAACCAGAGCAUGCGAUUUGGACGCCACUGACAAGUUUUGGAUUGGCCACAAGGGCAGUCCUUUCCCAACUGUCGUUGAAGCAAUUCAAGUAGAGCUUGAGGAGUACAAAUCUUCAGAGGAGGAGGUCAAGAAGCUGAAAGCUUCCAUGGGCCUUGAUAAUGACAGUGAUGCUGCAAUCAUGAUGUCGGAUAAUACAGCAAAGUUAACAAGCGCAGUCAACACAUUACCGCAGCUGCUUGAAAAGAAACGGCUCAUUGACAUGCACACAACAAUCGCCACAGCAAUCCUAAAUCACAUCAAGGCAAGAAAAUUGGACACAUUUUUCGAAGUAGAGGAAAAGGUCAUGGGGAAGGUAGCCCUGGACAAAGGCAUCAUGGAAAUUAUCACAGACAAUGACUCCAGCACACCAGAAGACAAAAUGAGACUGUUUAUCAUUUACUACAUCUGCUCACUCAACAUGUCAGAGGUCGAAUUAGACAGAUUUUCCUCUGCGCUGCAAAACGCAGGCUGCGACUUGGCGCCAUUAGCUUACAUCCGGCGGUGGAAGCAGUAUACCAGAGUGACAACCAACGCUACCAGCCAGUACAUGGGCAGCGGCACCAAAACAGUUUUCUCAAAACUCGUGUCUCAGGGCUCUGCGUUUGUCAUGGAGGGUGUCAAGAAUUUGGUUGUGAAGAAACAUAAUUUGCCCGUCACACGGAUAGUGGACGAGCUGAUGGAGCUGAAGAGUUCGCCAGAAACUGAAGAUUACCGGCACUUUGACCCAAAACAGUUGCGGCAAGUUGAUGGAGCGCAGCAGCCGAGAAGCAGAGCACCAUUCCAUGACGCAAUUGUCUUUGUCGUUGGGGGAGGAAACUACAUUGAGUACCAAAACUUAGUUGACUAUGCGAAGAGCAAAGGUGUGCAAGGUAGCAAAAGGGUGAUUUAUGGAGCAACGUCUCUCAACAAUGCUAAACAGUUCCUCAAGCAGCUUUCUUUGUUGGGACAAGAAAUUCACUGAUUUCCACUUUAAUCUGCCAUUCCAAGUCUACCGCCGGGACUGCAGCAGCUGUGCUGCCAAUUUGUCCAUUUGCCUCGUCAGCGCUGCACAUAACUUACUUGUUCUUGUAUGAAUCUAAUUUAAUCACUUAUACAUAUAUAUAAAUAAAAUUCAAGAAAAAUGUAAGAUAUUGCAUUUUAA
Cloeon dipterum is the source of this 2223-nucleotide messenger RNA. RefSeq names its product sec1 family domain containing Slh (gene Slh). Gene Ontology annotation, biological process: endoplasmic reticulum to Golgi vesicle-mediated transport; intracellular protein transport. Gene Ontology annotation, cellular component: cytosol; Golgi membrane. The record is from RefSeq and is a predicted model, not a curated record. Gene Ontology annotation, molecular function: syntaxin binding. Bases 151 to 2043 code for a protein of 630 amino acids. The transcript is spliced from 14 exons. Lineage: Eukaryota; Metazoa; Arthropoda; Insecta; Ephemeroptera; Baetidae.